Molecule: messenger RNA, 4198 nt
Organism: Daucus carota subsp. sativus
Lineage: Eukaryota; Viridiplantae; Streptophyta; Magnoliopsida; Apiales; Apiaceae
Product: cellulose synthase A catalytic subunit 5 [UDP-forming]
Exons: 14
Coding region: 663-3962 (1099 amino acids)
Biological process (GO): plant-type primary cell wall biogenesis; cellulose biosynthetic process
Cellular component (GO): plasma membrane; trans-Golgi network
Molecular function (GO): cellulose synthase (UDP-forming) activity
Source: RefSeq, a predicted model, not a curated record
CACUCCGUAAUAACAGUGAAGAAUGUAUCUACCAUGGAACAUGCAAUACAAUAGGAUCUUAUAAUAGACUUAUUAAAUCAUUUCUCAUUCUUUUUUUUCUUUUCCUUUUUUUAAUUUUUUUUUCCGCGUUUUCUUUCUUUUCUCCCCCUCCAUUUUUGUCCGUCUAAAACCUUUAUAGUAUGAUCCAGUAACCUCUAGCACACCUUUUGCAAUAUAGGAGAGACGGAGAUAGAGGAAGAGACAGGGAGAGACGGAGGGAGAGAGAUAUACAGAGAGAGAUCUCCAUUUUUAUGUGGUGAGAUGAUAAAUAUAAGAAAGGAGUGGAAAAGCUUAAAACAGGGGAAAAAGAGAUUGAUACACACAAUCAUACAUUGUCUGUUUAUGCAUAUUACUCAGCAGCUGGGCUGGCUUUAGUAAAUUCAAUUCCAAAAUGAUAACUGUUACAGCUCUACCAACUUGCGUUGAAAACUGACCCUCCCAGCCUACAAUCUUUCAUCAUCAUCGUCAUCAUCCAUUGAUUUCUUGUUAGUAGUAUCCAUGCAUGUAGACUCUUCUUUACUACUCUGUCCUCCACUCCACUCUUCUUCAUCUUCGAGGGUUGCCAUUCCAGUCGUAAAAUAUAAGUAAUCUCUUGCUGAUUUAUUGUUAUUUCUGGGAGUGGUAUGGAUACUGGAGGGAGAUUGAUUGCAGGCUCUCACAUCAGAAAUGAGUUCGUUUGUAUAAAUGCUGAUGAUAUUACUAGACGGCUGAAUUCUGCAAAAGCCUUGAGUGGGCAUGAAUGUCAGAUUUGUGGGGAGAUGAUUGAGAUAACUGUAGAUAUGGAGCUCUUUGUUGCCUGCAACGAAUGUGCCUUCCCUGUUUGUAGAAUGUGCUAUGAGUACGAAAGACGAGAGGGGAAUCAAACUUGUCCUCAGUGCAAAACUAGAUACAAGAGAAUUAAAGGUUGUCCCAGGGUUGUUGGUGACGAUGACGAAGAUGAUGACAUUGAUGACUUGGACCAUGAGUUUGAUAUGGGUAAAACGGAUGCUUUGGACCCGUCUAAACUUGCUGCUGCUAUGCUCUUUGCACGUCGUAAUCAUGGUUAUGGAAGUGUAACUAACGGAAGCCAGGCUAGUUCGUCUGGACUCUCUACAUGCUCAGAACAUGAGUUUAAUCAGCUCCCUGAAAUUCCUCUUUUGACCUACAAUGAAGAGGAUGAUGAGAUAAUGUCCAAUCACCAUGCGCUGAUAGUAUCUCCAUCCACGGGUGUCCAUUCACUGCCUUAUGCUGGUUCAUCUGUAGCCUUGCAACCCAGGCCUAUGGUUCCAAAAAAAGACACGGCACUUUAUGGCUAUGGUAGUGUCGCCUGGAGAAAUAGGCUGGAACACUGGAAGAAAGAGCAGAGUGAUAGGCUGCAGGUGAUGAAGCAGCAUAGCAACCAUGGUGGAGACAUUAUUGAGAUUGAUGUGAACAAUCCUGAUUUUCCCUUGCUGGAUGAAGGCAGACAACCACUUUCGAGGAAGUUACCAAUUUCUUCUAGCAAGAUAAACCCAUACAGAUUGAUAAUUUUGCUCCGCCUCAUAAUUUUGGGCCUGUUUUUUCAUUAUAGACUUUUGCACCCUGUACAUGAUGCAUAUGCUCUGUGGAUGACAUCAGUCAUAUGUGAAAUAUGGUUUGCUCUAUCCUGGAUUCUUGAUCAGUUCCCAAAAUGGUAUCCAAUCGAACGAGAAACGUACCUUGAGCGCCUAUCGCUUAGGUAUGAGAAAGAGGGGAAACCAUCAGAAUUAGCUAGCAUAGACAUCUUUGUAAGCACCGUUGAUCCAUUAAAAGAACCUCCACUCAUCACAGCGAACACUGUUCUGUCCAUCCUCGCAGUAGACUAUCCGGUGGAAAAGGUUGCAUGCUAUGUCUCAGAUGAUGGUGCAGCUAUGCUAACUUUUGAAGCUCUCUCCGAGACUUCAGAAUUUGCUACUAAAUGGGUCCCGUUUUGCAAGAAGUUUAAUAUAGAGCCAAGAGCUCCAGAGUGGUACUUUUCUCAGAAGAUUGACUAUCUAAAGAACAAAAUUUAUCCAGGAUUUGCUAGGGAAAGGCGUGCAAUGAAGAGAGAGUAUGAAGAAUUCAAAGUACGAAUAAAUAGUCUGGUUUCCACAGCACAGAAGGUUCCUGAUGACGGUUGGACAAUGCAGGAUGGAACGCCAUGGCCUGGUAACAAUGUCCGCGGCCAUCCUGGGAUGAUCCAGGUCUUCCUUGGUCACAGUGGCGUUCAUGAUAUUGAUGGCAGUAAGUUGCCUACCUUAGUUUAUGUAUCUCGUGAGAAGAGACCGGGAUUUGAUCACCACAAAAAGGCGGGAGCCAUGAAUGCACUGGUGCGGGUUUCAGCCAUUCUCUCGAAUGCUCCUUUUGUUCUAAAUGUAGACUGUGAUCAUUAUAUCAACAAUAGCAAGGCACUUAGGGAAGCCAUGUGUUUUAUGAUGGACCCAACUGUGGGAAAGAAGAUAUGCUAUGUACAGUUUCCUCAAAGAUUUGAUGGCAUCGAUCUUCAUGACAGAUAUUCAAAUAGGAACGUUUUGUUCUUUGACAUUAAUAUGAAAGGCUUAGAUGGUUUACAAGGACCGAUAUACGUUGGAACAGGAUGUGUUUUCAGAAGACGGGCACUUUAUGGGUAUGAUGCUCCUGCCAAGAAGAAAGUCCCGAGUAAGACGUGUAAUUGUUGGCCGGAAUGGUGCUUUCUGUGUUGUGGUUGUGGGUCUAGGAAGGAGAAGAAGAUAGAACAGAAGGAAAAGAAAGAUAAGCUAAAGCACAGGGAUAUGUCAAAGCAGAUACAUUCCCUCGAAACUAUUGAAGAAGGAUAUGAAGGAUUUGAUACUGAGUUUUCAGCCUCUACUUCCCAAUCAAAACUUGAGGAGAAGUUUGGGAGAUCUUCUACGUUUAUUGUCUCUACUCUACUGGAGGAUGGUGGAACUCGUGAUGAGUCUAGUGAAGUGUUCUUAAAAGAAGCCAUUCAUGUAAUCUGCUGUGGUUAUGAAGAUAAGACAGAAUGGGGAAAAGAGGUUGGCUGGAUAUAUGGUUCUGUAACAGAGGACAUCUUGACAGGAUUCAAAAUGCACUGCCAUGGUUGGCGGUCUGUGUACUGUAUGCCUAAAAGGCCUGCGUUCAAAGGUUCUGCACCAAUUAAUCUGUCUGAUCGCCUUAAUCAGGUUCUUAGGUGGGCCCUUGGAUCUGUAGAAAUUUUUCUCAGCAAACAUUGUCCAAUCUGGUAUGGCUAUGGAGGCGGUUUGAAGUGGUUGGAACGUUUGUCAUAUAUAAACUCUGUUGUGUAUCCCUGGACUUCUAUUCCCUUGAUUGUUUACUGCACUUUGCCUGCCAUUUGCCUUCUCACUGGAAAAUUUAUCGUCCCAGAGAUCAGCAACUAUGCGAGCAUAGUGUUCUUGGCACUUUUUAUGUCCAUUGCAGCAACAGGCAUCCUCGAGAUGCAAUGGGGUGGUGUCCAAAUAGAUGAUUGGUGGAGAAAUGAACAAUUCUGGGUGAUUGGAGGUGUGUCGUCUCACCUGUUUGCUCUUUUCCAGGGUCUUCUCAAGGUUUUGGGUGGUGUGAGUACCAAUUUCACCGUAACAUCCAAAGGUGGUGAUGAUGGAGAGUAUUCUGAGCUGUACGUAUUCAAGUGGACGUCUUUACUGAUCCCUCCCACUACGCUGUUGAUCAUAAACCUAGUUGGGGUUGUCGUAGGGAUAUCUGAUGCCAUUAAUAAUGGUUACGAUUCUUGGGGUCCCUUGUUUGGUAGAUUGUUCUUUGCCUUCUGGGUCAUUGUUCAUCUUUACCCCUUCCUCAAAGGUUUGCUUGGUAAACAAGAUAGAAUGCCUACGAUAGUUAUGGUCUGGUCGAUUCUGCUAGCUUCUAUAUUAACCCUUAUGUGGGUUCGAGUGAAUCCAUUCGUUUCUACAGAUGGUCCGGUGCUUGAAGUCUGUGGACUGGAUUGUGACUGAGAUAUCAGAUAUGUCAAGGUAUAGUGAGGAUUUCCAAAAUAGGUCCACAGUUGUACAAUUUUACAGGUUUUCUAUCAUGGUACCUUUUCCUCUCUCCAGGAUACUUGUUCAGAGAAAACUCAAGUGUUAUGGUUAAGAGUUAUUUUGUAUGAAUAGUACUGUAAAAUGCAAGUGUUGAUAUUUAAACUUGUAAUGUAUACUUGUUGAUGUUUAUAUAUAUAAUACAAGAAACAGUU